Molecule: messenger RNA, 1102 nt
Organism: Apis cerana (Asiatic honeybee)
Lineage: Eukaryota; Metazoa; Arthropoda; Insecta; Hymenoptera; Apidae
Gene: Rrp46
Product: exosome complex component Rrp46
Biological process (GO): poly(A)-dependent snoRNA 3'-end processing; nuclear mRNA surveillance; rRNA catabolic process
Cellular component (GO): nucleolus; nuclear exosome (RNase complex); cytoplasmic exosome (RNase complex)
Molecular function (GO): RNA binding
Source: RefSeq, a predicted model, not a curated record
CGAUAUACUCGUCUUCGACUCGAUUUGGUGUGCGCGUUGCUGCCCGCUUCAGUUUUCAGGGGAGACCCACUUCCGGCCUUCCCCUCUUCCGUUUCAAUCAUUGAUUCGAGAGGAUCGUUCGACGAGAUUUCUUCGAUUUUUUUACGUCUUGGUGUCAUAUUUGUGAUUGAAUUAGGAUUAACUGUAAAUUUGGAAAUUGUUUGUUUCACAGUGGAUGGAUUAAUUAAUUGGAGGAGAUGAUCAGAUGAUUGGAUAGAGAAAUAUGUUAUACGUAUUAUUAAACGUGCAUUGUUUCAACAUUUUCGGUCUUCUCGAUUCUUUGGAUAGAUUUCGAAGAAGAAUGUAAAAGGUGCGAGUUUCCCGCCAAUUGCAAUUAAACACUUUAUACUUUUAAAUUGUAAAAAGACAUGUCUAAGGAAGAACCAGAAGAAUCAGAAAAUGAAUUCAUGUUGCGGCCAAUGAAUUGUGAGUUAAAUCAGUUAUCUAUGCCUGAUGGAUCAGCAAUGCUAAUGCAAGGAAAUACUGCUGCAGUUGCUGGAAUAUAUGGACCAAUAGAAGCAAAACCUCAAAAAAUGAUUUAUGAUAAAGCAUCAAUCGAGGUAUCAUAUAUUCCAGUCAAAGGUCCAGCGAAGAUUGAUGAUAGAAUGACAGAAAUGUACAUUAAAGAAACUUGCGAAGCUGCAAUAAUUGUUACUUUCCAUCCAGCGACUGCUAUAUGCAUUAACAUACAAGAAAUGGAAGAUUCUGGUGGGAUGUUAGCUUGUACAAUUAAUGCAGCUUGUUUAGCACUUAUUAAUGCUGGUAUUCCAAUGAAAUUUACUAUUGCAGCAGUUAACUGUAUGAUACAGGAAGGCACUAACAAUAUUAUAUUAGAUCCUGAUAGUACUCAGUUACAAGAUGCUAAAGCAGAAUUUACAUAUGCAUUUGAUAGUGUGAAAAAAGACAUCAUAUGUUGCUAUACUGCUGGUUGUUUUACAGAAGAAGAAUUUUUAGAAACAAUAGAUAAAUGUAAACAAGCUAGCCAAUAUGUAUUUGAUUUUUAUAGAAAUCUCGUAAAAAAGUACGCAAAUGUAAUAUAAUAUAUAGAAAUAUUUUCAUGAAA